UUUUUAAAAAAUAUUGCAGAAAAUAAAAUAAAUCGUGAAUGGACGCUUCUAGUGGGGAAACAAGUGGGAAAGUAUCGAUGUCUGGGAGUCUGAAGAUGAAGUUGAAUGCUCUUGAGAAUGCGAUGGCGAAGAUCAUUGAAGAGAUUAAAUUUCAGAAGAGGGAAGUUCAGCAGCUUAGGUCUGAAAAGGAAACACUUGAGAAAGUACUAGAGAGUAAGGCAAUAGAGGUCAAAAAGAGUAUCGAAGAUGAUGUAGUAAGAUGUAAUUCAGAUAUGAGGCAAAAAUUCUCUGAGUCAAAGAGUCUCAAUAAUAAACUCCAGCAAGAAAUCACUGGGCUCAAGCAGGAGAAGACUACCAUACAACAAAACGUCCUUCAUCUCCAGCGUAAGAUCGGUGAAUUAGAACUGACGGUCGGACAGCAAGGGGCUUAGAUCUAUUGCAUGAGUAAUUUAAUCAAUACUUCCCAUA
This is a messenger RNA of Moneuplotes crassus, 468 nucleotides long. NCBI's taxonomy places the organism in Eukaryota, Ciliophora, Spirotrichea, Euplotida, Euplotidae. The record is from the annotation of a GenBank genome assembly.